UAUUUUGUGAUUAAUUUUCUGUCAAGCGACUGAUGGACUGAUCGUUGCAGCUCUAACUGCUGCUGGAUGAAGAUAUUUGACUUGUUGCAACACGUGAAACUGACAUAAACACAUGAAUACAAAGAGUGUUUAUACUGAUAAUAUAUGAUGAAGGUUCCUAAUAUUCAUGUAUGUUAAUGAGGUGAACAAAAUAUUCAUUAUGAAGUGAAGACUAACAGCUUAUUUUAAUAUUCAUUUGGUUAAAAAUGACUCAUACAUGAAUAAAUGUUCUGUGUUGCACCUCGAGAUAAGACAUGUUCUCUAUUGGUUAUCCAACAAUAUGUAAUAAUAAUAAUAAUAAACUUUAUUUAUAGAACACUUUUCUUAACAAAGUUACAAAGUGUUUAACAGAAGAAUUAACAAACAGCAGGAAUAUGAAUGAGAUGAUAAAACAUUGAUAAACGCUCUCCGACGUCCUGCUGAUGGUUCAUUUAUGGUUGAUUGAAGGUUCUGAUGUUGUUUUAACAUCAAACAGAAAACAGCUGGAAAUAAAACAGCUGUAAUGAAACUAUUUAAACCUUAAUGUCUGGUUGGUCAACAGUAUUAAUGCCUGUCGUCACCGUCUGUAGGCUGCAGUAGAAAUUAACUAAAAAAUCUAAAAUCUGCAACAGUUUUAAUAUAAACCAUGAAAGUCAAAACUUUCAUCAAGGGACCAAAUAUUGUUGCUGGAGGGCCGGAUUUGGCCCACAGGCCGCUGUUUGCCUACCUCUGCUGUAGUCUGUCAACAGUUUUAUUGCAGUAGUGCAGCAGCUGCUGUACUGACACUGGAUUUCUUAUGAGGUGUGAUUGAACUUGUGACAUCUCUCCUUUUAAAAUGUUAUUUAUUAUAUUGAAACAUAAUGUCCCUCCUGCAGCUCCUGUUUGCUCUCAGCUGUCAGUUUUUCCGGCUUAAUGAGACUUUUUUUUUAUCCAUCAAAAAUCCUCCUUAUGAACCCUGAACGGAGCCGAACGGUCUUAAAAAACACGACAGAAUAUUUGUGUCUGUUGUGAUCCGGGAGCUGAAAUGAAUCCUGUUGCUCUCAUCGGUUGAUGGUUGAGCUUCCUGUUCACCUGCAGCUGUAACGUGACAGUGAUGGAUGAGUGAAGACUGGAGCUGCUGCAGCCUGGUGCAGCCAGACUGGAGGAGGAGGAGGAGGAGGAGGGUGGAACAGAUGGAGGAGGAAGGAGGGAAGGAGGGCAACAAGUGGCAUCAUGUCAUUUCAGUCUCAGGGGGAGGGGGCGGUGACGUCACUCACUCUACCAGGUGGCAUUCCUAGAGAGGGGGGUUAGUGAGGGGGGGGGGGGGGGUACACAGUCCAAAUUCCUCUGCUUCUCUCGGAGUGAGGCAUGCAGGGAAAAAAACGCAGCCCCCCCUCCUCCAUCUCCUCCUCCAUCUCUGCAGCAGUACGGAGCUCCAGCAGCAGCAGCAGGAACAAUAAGCCGAGAGGAGAAGCGUCUCUGCAGUCUGUCCGUCCUCCGUCUCUCCGGGCUGGUUUCUGUCUCCGGGCUGAUCGCAGCAGCUCCCCGGAGGAGGAGGGAGGGAGCCGGGCAGAGGGAAGAUGUCCUCCCCGCAGGUCUCCUCGUCCCGCAGACAGUCAUGUUAUCUGUGCGACCUGCCCCGCAUGCCCUGGGCCAUGAUCUGGGAUUUCACCGAGCCCGUGUGCCGGGGCUGCGUCAACUACGAGGGCGCGGACCGGAUCGAGUUCGUCAUCGAGACAGCCCGCCACCUGAAGCGGGCUCACGGCUUCCAGGAGGGCAGAGCCUCCGCCGGCGGACCGCCUCCUCCGCCGCAGCAGCAGCCCGCCGUGGCGAAGAGCCAGGCGGGGUCACUGACCGGGAAGGACGCGGUGGUUCAGCUCAACCACCACCACCCGGACGGACCGGGGAAGUCCCAGCAGCCCGGCUUGGACCGGUACUCGCUCGGCGCGGAGAGCCGGGCUCGGUUCGACUACAGCGGGCACAGUAGCAGCAGCAGGCUGCCGAACGGACUCGGAGGACCGAAUGGGUUCAAACCGGACGACGGACCGCCCGAGCUGAACCGACAGAGCCCGAACUCCAGGAGCAGGGGCCACGGGGGGCUGGUGUCGGCACCGGGACAGAUGACCGUGCCGCCGAACCUGCUGCCGCAGACGCUGCUGAACGGACCGGCCCCGCACGGCCUGGCGGGUCGAGCGGCUCCGCAGAGCUCCCUGCCCGGCCAGGUGGGGCUGUCUGACCCGGGAGGGAAGCGGCCCGCCUCGGUGUCCAGCACCGACCAGGACCGGGAGCUGAAGGAGAAGCAGCGGAACGCGGAGACUCUGUCCGAGCUGAGCGAGAGUCUCCGGAACCGGCAGGAGGACUGGGCCAGCAGGCCGAAGUCCGUGCGGGACACGUUGGUCUCUCUGUCCGGCUGCACUCCGUUCGAUGUCCGCUUCAAGAAGGACCACGGGCUGGUCGGCCGCGUGUUCGCCUUCGACGCGGUGUCUAAACCCGGGAUGGACUACGAGCUGAAGAUCUUCAUCGAGUACCCGACCGGCUCCGGGACCGUGUUCUCAAGCGCAUCCGGGGUCGCCAAGCAGAUGUACCAGGACUGCAUGAAGGACUUCGGCAGAGGUUUGUCCUCCGGGUUCAAGUACCUGGAGUACGAGAAGAAGCACGGCUCCGGGGACUGGCGGCUGCUGGGGGACCUACUACCGGAGUCUCUGCGGGUGUUUAAGGACUGUGUGGGGGUGGACAUGCUGCCGCAGCCUUACAUCGACGGCAGCUUCCCGCUGCUGCCCACCUCCCUGGUGCUCCCCGGCCGGGCUCUGGCGUCAGGCAGCGGGGGCAGCAGCUCCAGGGCCGGGGUGAGGAAGAGGAAAGCGUCCCCGGAGCCGGACUGCGCGGAGGAGCAGCAGCGGCAGCAGUGGAUCAGCAGCCAGACCGAAGCCCUCAAACUCUCCAUGGCUGCGAGCUCCUUCGCCGGGCCGCCGCCCCCGCUGGGCCCGGGACACCCCGGCCUCUCCUCCGGCCGCGCUACCCCCCCGGAGCCCGCCGCGCCCCCGCAGAAUGGACAGUCCCCGAUGGCCGCGCUCAUGUCAGUCGCGGACACGCUCGGGAACGCGCACUCCCCCAACAAGGACAGAGACUCGGUCCACUCCACCACUUCCUCCUCCAGACACAACAGCAGCAGCCCGGUGUCCCCCGCCUCCGUGUCCGGACAGAGGCGCCUCUCGUCCCGCAACGGAGACCUCGGGCUUCCCGCGCCGUCGCAGUCCGCAGGUGGCAUGGACCAGGUGCACGCGCAGAACGUGCCCGACUCCCCCAUGGCCAACAGCGGACCUCUGUGCUGCACGAUCUGCCACGAACGGUUAGAGGACACGCAUUUCGUGCAGUGCCCCUCCGUCCCCAACCACAAGUUCUGCUUCCCCUGCUCCAGAGAGAGCAUCAAGGCCCAGGGAGCCUCCGGGGAGGUGUACUGCCCCAGCGGGGAGAAGUGCCCGCUGGUCGGCUCCAACGUGCCCUGGGCCUUCAUGCAGGGGGAGAUAGCCACCAUCCUGGCCGGAGACGUGAAGGUAAAGAAGGAGAGAGACCCCUGAGGAGGAGGAGGAGGAGGAGGAUGAGACUCUGUAAACUCUUCCUCUCUACUUUCACUGCAAAAACACAUCAGAACCACACAGUCAGUCUGCUGCUGAGCCUCAAAACCUUCCAACUCUGUCAGUGAGUGAGAUUAUUGAUCUGAAAUAUCAAAACCAAGUUUUUAAAAAGACAUUUCUUCACUUAAAAACCACAGAAAGCUGAUUCUCAACAAUCACGUUCAUAAAUUAAAUUAAAGUGAAACUGGCUGCAGAUAUUGAUUAUCAGAGAACACAUUCAGCAUUUAGUUUUAAUAUCAUGCUGAAUAUGUAGACGGUAGGUAACUAAAUGGCUGAAAUAGAUCAAUAUAAUAUAAAUUUGAGAUUUUAUUCUAAUAAUUUCAUCUCGUUUAAAUCAGUGUUGUUUCAUCACACAAAAUAUAAACACGUUAUUCAGUAAACACCAAAACUUCAGAGAUAUUUGGUCAGAAAAUAAACAUGUGGCAGGAAUAGAAACUGCAAAGUUCACUCUUACAUGAAUUAUUUUAUUGAUUAAUCAAUUAAUCUUCUAGUCCAUAAAGUGUCAGAUAAUAAUAAAUGUUCCUCAGAGACCACGGUGAUGUCUUUGAAUGUCUUUGAAUGUCUUUGAAUGUCUUUGAAUGUCUUGUUUUUUCCAACAUUCAAGAACACAAAGAUGUUCAGUUUACGAUGAUAUAAAACUAAGUAGAGCUGCAAUGAUUAUUCAAUUAAUCAAUUAGUUGAUCGGCAGAAAAUUAACCAGCAACUACUUUGCUAAUUGAACAAUAUUUUUAGUCAUUUUUUAAGUAUAAACUUGCUGGUUGUGAAGAUUUGAAGCUUUUCUGUGUCAUAUAUGACAGUAAACUCAAUAUGUUUUAGAAUAAGACAUUUAACGACGUCAUCAUGAGCGACAAGACAUUACAACAGGUUUUCACUGUUUUCUGACAUUUUAUAGAUAAAAUUAUUCAUGUAGAAAAUAGUCAACAGACUAGUUGCAGCUUUAGAACAGAAGAAAUUAACCACCUGUAGUCACGUCAGUCCUGUAAACUGCAGCAGGUGAGUUUUUACCUGCACGGAAACUGUUCACGUCACAGUUUACAGGAUUGUUCUGAGCGGCUAAUGUAGCCGCUAGCGGCUAAUGUAGCCGCUAGCGGCUACGCUACUUUAUGACUGAAGAUAAUCUUGUUGUUAACUUUCAUCCAGUUAACUGAAGUGACAGCUGGUCAUGAAGACAGAGGCCGUUUCUAAGCAAGAUUAUUAUUGGAUGUUCUUUAAGGACUGAUGCUGCGUUCAGGUCAAAUCGGACUUAUCGGUCUCAGCACUUCAACUCUCUGCUGUUUGACCAGUACUAGUUCAGUUUCACAGUUAGAGACGCGCAUUUUUACAUUAAUACUGUUGUCAUGACAACAGCUGCAACGAUUAAUCGAUCAGUCGAUAGACAGAAAAUUGAUCAGCAACCAUAUUGAUCAGUGAUUUGUACUUUUUUUUUUGGUUCCAGCGUCUCAAAUGUGACAAUUUGCAGUUUGUUUGUUUGUUUUUACAUAUACGACAGUAAAUUGAAAAUCUUCAGGUUUGGGUCUCGUAGUCGAGAUGAUGACGAUAUUUUAAAGCUUUUUAUGAGGAAUAACAAGCGUUUAUCAUUGAUAUUCAGUUCAUUUAAAAAGAAAUCUAAAGCUGCAACAGUUAGAUGUUCAAUUGGUUAAUUGAUCACUGGAAAACUAAUCAGCAACUAUUUUGAUAAUUGUUGAAGUAACACAAAACUUUCCUUUAACCAAAUGAUUAAUCACUUUAAUCAAGAAAAUAAACAGCAGAUUAAUUGAUAAUGAAAAUAAUUGUUAGUUUCUGAUAAAUAAAACGGUUUGAUGUCUUUUCUUUAGACAGAGACACAGAACCAAAAAUAUAAAACAAUUAGAUUCAUUUAAAGAUUUUGAUUAAUAUUUAGUCUCUAAAAUGUCCAGAAAAACAUCAUAUGUGCAUCUUUAGUUGCACCUCUGAGGAGCUGCAGGCAGCGUUUAUGACUGUCAGUAGAAGCAGAUUAUUAUCACCUCGUCUGUUUUAAACUGCAGGAUGUGAAUCAGCAGCUGAAAACACGACGUCACGACCGAAACUCCCAGUAGAUCCGACUCAGACUGGAACAGUUGUUUCUGUGGAUUCUACUGUUUUAUAUUCACUUUUAUUCACUAAUUAUACACGGUGAGUUUUCCAGUUUCUUAACCAAAAUAUUUUUAAGAUUGACCGAUUUUACACAAAAGUAAUGAAUUAGAUUAAAAAUCUAAUGAAGAGAUUUAAUGUUUCACCUGAAUGACGUCCUGACGAUGAGGAGGAGCUCUCCGAACGAUGAAGACCAUAAAACAUGUAGACUGAAGACAAACUCUCAGUUAGAGAGUUUAAAAAGAGCUGCAGAACCAGUCCAAACCAGUCUAAACCAGUCCAAACCAGUCCAAACCAGUCCAGAGUCUUCAUGGCAGCUCUUCAUACUGGGGCGGUGACCUGCAGACAUGUUUAAUUAAUUAACACAUUUCAAUGAAGCCCUGAAGAUGUGACGUCCACCAGUCCAAACCAGUCUAAACCAGUCCAAACCAGUCCAGAGUCUUCAUGGCAGCUCUUCAUACUGGGGCGGUGACCUGCAGACAUGUUUAAUUAAUUAACACAUUUCAAUGAAGCCCUGAAGAUGUGACGUCCACCAGUCCAAACCAGUCUAAACCAGUCCAAACCAGUCCAAACCAGUCUAAACCAGUCUAAACCAGUCCAAACUAGUCCAAACUAGUCCAAACCAGUCCAAACCAAUCUAAAUCAGUCCAAACCAGUCCAAACCAGUCCAAACCAGUCCAAAGUCUUCAUGGCAGCUCUUCAUACUGGGGCGGUGACCUGCAGACAUGUUUGAGGCCCUGAAGAUGUGACGUCCACCAGUCCAAACCAGUCCAAACCAGUCCAAACCAAUCUAAAUCAGUCCAAACCAGUCCAAACCAGUCCAAAGUCUUCAUGGCAGCUCUUCAUACUGGGGCGGUGACCUGCAGACAUGUUUGAGGUCCUGAAGAUGUGACGUCCACCAGAAAACUGAUGAAGGUGAUUCAGAUUCACUUUUUCAUCUUUAUCCACCAAAAAAUGAUCAGAAAA
Molecule: messenger RNA, 6686 nt
Organism: Thunnus maccoyii (southern bluefin tuna)
Lineage: Eukaryota; Metazoa; Chordata; Actinopteri; Scombriformes; Scombridae
Gene: irf2bpl
Product: interferon regulatory factor 2 binding protein-like
Exons: 1
Coding region: 1578-3575 (665 amino acids)
Biological process (GO): regulation of transcription by RNA polymerase II
Cellular component (GO): nucleus
Molecular function (GO): transcription corepressor activity
Source: RefSeq, a predicted model, not a curated record